CGGAACACCUUUAACCCAGAAGACGUUUGUACACGGAUUUCUCAUUUAGUACGUCGAUUCGUUUUCUUGAGAGAAAUGAAUCAAAACUUCACCAACACAUGCAUUACUAACCAACUGGAACCUUCGGCCCGCUUUGUGGCGUCGGCUGUCGUGUAUGGACUGGUUCUGGUCAUCGGUUUGCCGCUCAACACGGUGUCCCUGUGGAUCCUCCUGCGGAGUCAUGGGCUCCGGUCCCCGUGCGCGGUGCUGAUGGUCAACCUCGCCGCGUCCGACCUGCUUCUCGCGCUCUCCCUGCCGCUGCGCGUCUACUUUUACGCAACUCUCCAGUGGCCGUUAGGCGCGGUCUCGUGCGCCGGUGCCAUCAUGCUGUUCCGCAUCAACAUCAGGACGAGCUCCAUCUUCAUCACUUUAAUCAGCCUGGACCGCAUGGUCGCGCUGGUCUUCCCGCUGCGCUCCAGGUCUCUGCGCACCUCCGCGUGCGCCCUGAAGUCUUGCGCGCUCGUCUGGAUCCUCAUCACCAUACUUUCCAUCCCUGAGACUUUAAAAAUUCACGGCUCCCUGAAAAACUGUGCCCAUAUGCCGUGUUUUGAGUUUCAGGUGCAGCAAAAUGCCUCACAAACUCCUUCGAUUUUACAAGCGCUGUUUUUAUUAAUACUCCUGGUGGUCAAUGUCGUCUCCACGGUCGUGGUCGUGGUCGUGCUCCAGAGGCGACCAAACGCCGGCGCGACCAAAGUCAACAACAAAAUGAACGUUGUGCUUAUUUUUCUAGUAAACAUGCUGGUGUUUACUGUAUUUUUCUUGCCGUUUACUUUACAACUCUUGGCGUACAAGAAGGAUGAUUUUGACAGGAAAGUUUUACGGUCGCUGAUCUGCCUGGCGAGUGUCAACUGCUGCCUGGAUCCGCUCAUCUACUAUUUCUCCCUGGACUCAUUCUGGCAGGACAAGGGCAAAAAACAAACUGACGCUGGAACUUAUUCCCUCAGCAGGUCCAUGGAUAGGUCUUGACCAGCUGGAAAUACUGAGUAUAAACAAACCAAUAUAGUUUCUACGGAGCUCCUAAGGGACAGGCUAUACCUCUGAGGGGGAUGAAAAUGUUUCUUAAACAUUCCAGAAGGAAAAUUCCGUUCACUCUCGUAUAGUCAUAAACAUAUAUUGUUUAUAUAGUUUUCCUUUGACUUGCACCAUGGUUUUACGAGAGAACGGUUAUAGUACGAGUAGCCCCCGGUUUCUCGGUAUAACGCUUAAUGUAUUCAUUUGGUUUUAGCACAGAUGUUUCUUGAUGCAUUAGCGUUUGGAUGUGA
Messenger RNA from Danio rerio (zebrafish), 1301 nucleotides. It is a transcript of the gene lpar5b, whose product is annotated as lysophosphatidic acid receptor 5b. Gene Ontology annotation, biological process: G protein-coupled receptor signaling pathway; signal transduction. The record is from RefSeq and is marked provisional. Gene Ontology annotation, cellular component: membrane. Gene Ontology annotation, molecular function: G protein-coupled receptor activity. NCBI's taxonomy places the organism in Eukaryota, Metazoa, Chordata, Actinopteri, Cypriniformes, Danionidae.